CCCGCGGCUCCGGGAGGAUGUGGGUCCUCGGCAUCGCGGCAACUUUCUGCGGAUUGUUCUUACUUCAAGGCUUUGCGCUGCAGAUCCAGUGUUACCAGUGUGAAGAAUUCCAGCUGAACAACGACUGCUCCUCCCCGGAGUUUAUAGUCAACUGCACGGUGAAUGUUCAAGACAUGUGUCAGAAAGAAGUGAUGGAGCAAAGCGCAGGGAUCAUGUACCGCAAAUCGUGUGCGUCCUCUGCGGCCUGCCUCAUCGCCUCGGCUGGGUACCAGUCCUUCUGCUCCCCAGGGAAACUGAACUCAGUGUGCAUCAGCUGCUGUAACACCCCACUUUGCAAUGGUCCCCGGCCCAAGAAACGGAGCAGUUCAGCCUCAGCCCCUCAGCCAGGGUUCUUCAUCACCAUCCUGCUCCUCAAAUUAGCUCUCUGGUUGGCCCAGUGCUGAAGCUGAUGUGAACGCCAGCACCUCCUGCGUUGUGCUUCUGGCCUCACUCCCUGAGAUUCUCCUGGGUGUGCUUUGAUACUGGGUAGGGAGGGGAGUGAGUCUGUGUUCUCCUUCAUUUAGUUCCUUUGCAGAUAACGGAAGAGCUCCGUGAAACAUUUUUGUAAGUUCUGGAUUUUCAGUACAUACGUAAAGGCAAGUGGUGGAGGGAACGCUGGCCCCAUGUCUGUAAUCAGUCAAGGCCAGGCUGGGCUUGGAUUCAGUCCUCAAAAUCCAUUUCAGUGGAUGUCAGACUUUUCCACAAGCUAGUGUCAUGCCUGUCCCUGAGGGGGGGUGCAGUCUCUUAUUGCUGUGUGAGGGUGAUGUUGCUUUCGGUGGGGAGAGCGGUUAGCAGUCAAGGCCACCCGACUUGACCGUCACACUUCAAUCUCCUGCAAACCGUUCUCUAGUUUCACCUCCAAGUUGGGGGCUGGUGACUCGGGAUUCAGUGGCUGGGGCUGAGACUCAGGCUCACCCUGAAAAGUGCUUAGAAAAAUCUUGUUAGUUCUCCUUGCAGAGGAAUUGCGCCCGGAAACCCUGAAGAGCAGCGGGCGGCGCAUGGAGCGGACACUCUUCCCCAGGGAGGCAUCGCGCAGCUGCUUCUGGUUGGCGUGUUGCAGCGUCAGGCGGCAGCGCAGCACCUGCAUGAACACACUGCGGAACUGCCGCGAGGACACGUUGUACAGGAGCGGGUUGAUAACUGAGCUGAGGUAGAAGAACGUGUCGGAGAAAGGGAGGAGCAGCAUGUACGCCUGGAAGUAGGACUUCGUCCAGUCGCUCUUGGGUUUGGCUGCAGCCAUGAUCCUCCGGACCUGGUUAGGCAGCCAGCAGACGGCCAGUGUCACAACAAUCAGCCCUGUACAGGCAAGGAGAGAGGGGGGAUCAGCAUGAGAACAGCAGCAAAAACCAUAAAAUAUUUAGCCCCUCGGUUCUGUGCUUACUGGCCAGGAAAUGGUACCACUUUUUCAAUGUCCUCCUUGACAGCUUUUUUUUGCCACUAGCAAAGAAUUUAGCGCUGUUUGAAGGCCAGGGGAGUUGACGGUGUUAAAGACCAUUAAAUGCUUCAGACAGUUUAUUUAUACCUGUUGCUGCCUGUUAAUUUAAAAAAAGAAAAUGUUUUCACUGUUGUGUAUCCGGGAAGCAUUUUAUGAAGUGCAUAAAUCUGGUUUUUGUGGUUUUGUUUAAAGAAAUACAGUAGAGCCAUAUGAGAUAAAAUAGUAUUUGUAUUUUAAAGAACUUCCCCAUAAAUAAGGCCCAGUGAUACUUUGAAUUCAAAUGGAAGUGGUGUCACUUUGGUAGCAAAACAGCUUAUUUUGUGACAAUGAUUUUUCAUUCACUUUCAGGAGAAGCAGAAUCAGGAAUAACCUCUCACCAAGAAUGUUUGGGGAUGAGUUUACUAGGUGUGCACACCCAGAAUUAUAAUGCGCAUAUCUGAAGCAGCACUUCCAUGUCUUUUCAAGUGUUUUUAGAGAUGACAUAUCAUCCUCCCUCAUGAGGAAAGACACUUAUAUUAAUAUAAAACUCCAAGUUCAGCCAGUAACAUGCUCAUUUCUUUUGCAGCCCUGAACUGCAGUGUCAGCAGCCCAGGAAAGACCAGGCUGUAAAGUGACACUACUCAGAGGCCCGAAGCAGAUCAGAAGUUGACUGCAAGCACUUGUUUGCAUACCCUUGUAUCUGCUUUCCAACUUUCACAAUCAUUACUCUUUCUAGCAGGAAAAAAAAAAAAGAUGCUGUAUAGACCUCAGACGAGUGAUACUACGCGUAUCGUGAGGUUUCAUUUACAGGGAUAAGAGCUAGAAAAGAAAGAUCAGAAACUCGCAGAGCAUUUGCUCUCUUCUCUCCCAGAACCAAGACGGCAGAACGCAAGUUCCUGUGUGGAGAGCUGCUAUCUGGAAGGCCUGUGUUGGAUUUGUAGAAAUGCUUCCUCCCUCACCUAAAUUUGAAUGAUAGUGUCAUUAGGAAAAUUCAUUCAC
Messenger RNA from Talpa occidentalis (Iberian mole), 2452 nucleotides. It is a transcript of the gene LYPD1, whose product is annotated as LY6/PLAUR domain containing 1. The coding region runs from base 18 to 443 and encodes 141 amino acids. The record is from RefSeq and is a predicted model, not a curated record. Lineage: Eukaryota; Metazoa; Chordata; Mammalia; Eulipotyphla; Talpidae. Gene Ontology annotation, molecular function: acetylcholine receptor inhibitor activity. Gene Ontology annotation, biological process: acetylcholine receptor signaling pathway. The transcript has 3 exons.